AUGCCACGAAUAUGUCCUAUGCAAUUGUUGAACUGUCUCAGUGUUCUCUUAUCGCCACAUGGUGGCAUUAAAAGCAGGGAUGAAGUUCAAAGACUUGCAAGCCUAAUGACAAAAUUUUCUAAGAAACUAGUAUCUAAAUGUAUAUACAUACAAAUUUUAAAGUGUACAGAAACAGAUUUACUAGGCUUAUUUAUGGGAUCCGGUGGUUGGAGAUUGGUACACAUGUGGCUCACAGAAAGCAUUGUAGCUAAAAAUUGGCCACUCGUUAGAGAGCUUUUAGAGCUUUUGUUGUUAUGCCCUGUCGACAUAGAAAGGCUUAAAACAAAUAACUGUCCAAAGCUAGUCAAGGAAUUGUCUAAGGAUGGUAAUCACUACGCAAUCCGAGCUUUAGCUUCGAAACUGGUUGAACAAUGGCUAAAGACGGUAAAAGGUGAACAAGUCGUGCCUAUAAAACUAUCUGACAUAUCACAUAUAGUGUUAGAUGCGCAAACAGAAAUUGAACCAGAAAUUAAAAAUGAAAACCCUUCUGACGUAGAAAGUGAAAUAAAGGAGAAUGACAGUAAUACUGAGAGCAUUGUAAAAGUGGAAAACCCAUCUGAUGAGUUGCCUAAUCAAGAAGAAAAAGAAAACAACAUUAAGAUCACAGAUACAGAAAAAGAAGCAGAAACCCUGCCUGUUUUGAAAAUAACAUUAAAAAAUGGAAAACAAAUCUUAUCUCAAGUCGAUGAUAGUGAUAGCAAAGCAUCAGAUGAUUUACCUGAGAAAGAGAAAAUUAAAGAAAAACAUAAGAGUAAAAGUAGAGAAAAAUCUAAUGAUAAACAUAGCUAUAGCUCUAAAUCUAGUUCUUCAAAACAUUCAAGCAAAUCAUCAAGUGAAAAACAUAGAAGUAGUCAUAAGAGUAGCUCUAGCAAACAUAGUAGUAAGGAUAAAACAAAAGAUAAAGACAAACAUUCAUCACAUAGUUCUAAAUCGAAACACAAUACAAGCAAUAGCAGCAUUAGUAGUAAUAGUAGUAGUAGUAAACGGUCAAGCUCCUCUAGUAGUAAAACAAGGGAUGAUAAGUCAAAAGUAAGCUCAGACAAAGAAAAAAGCAAAGAAAAGGAUGAAAAAGGCAAAGAAUCACCUAAACCCUCAGAUGAAAAGGCUGAAGAAAAACAAAAUCCAACACCACCGUCUAUUCAAAAAUUAGGGAAAAUACCAAAACUAAGCGACGUUAAAAAAGAAAAGCCAUCAAUAUCAAUUGAAGUUAGAAAACCUGAUGAACCAAAACCAAAAACUGUAAAAACUUUCCAUUCAAAAUUUAGAAAACACGGAUUAGAGGAAGAAGUGAAACCUCCGCCGUCCCGCGCCUCAAUAUUAAACAAAAAACCACCACCUGUCUUACCACCAACAAUCCCAAUACCAAAAAGGCCAUCACCAGUUCACAAUGAACCACCUCCCGAGAAGAAACUGAAAACAAUAGAUAUUAUUGAGAAACCUGGAGCUAUUAAGUUGAUACCACCAAAACCGAAGCCCAUGUUGCUACUCGAAAGUGAUAUGUUUAUGGAUGCACUCAAUGCGUCAGCUACAAAUAAAAAAGAGCCUAAGAAAAGGAAACGACGGAUAAGUGGGUCUAAAGAUGGAAAUGCGCCAAACGAAACUUCUCCACCUGCAACACCAACUAACAUUACAAGUCCCAAUAGCGAAAAUAAAUCGGUGCCUCCAAGAUUCUAUCAAGAUACAUUAGAUACUGAGGAGAAUAAGCAAAACGUGAGUGAGAAAACUUCUGUAAGCAGUGAAGUUACAGAAAAUGAUAAGGAUCCUGAAAAUGAAGAGCAAGAAAAAAUUGAAAUGUCUGAACCACAUACUGUGACAGUUAACGGAUUAAGAGGUGUCCUUUGUUAUCACAAAAGAAAAGGCCCCAAGAAAAGCAUAAAAUGGAAACCUGAUUCCGAAUUGGAAGAAAUACAAUACUUUGAACUUGAUGAAACUGAACGUGUUAAUGUGACUAAAACAUUUACAGAUAUGAAACAUUUAGAAAGGAUUCAUGAACGGGAAGCUUUCCAGAAAGCAAGAAAUCUCAGUAACGAUGACGUAAUGGAAGAAAAAACAAGUUGGAAACCACUAAUUCCGAUUGACCUGGAUGGUCAAAUUCAAGUUGAAUAUGGUAAAAAUAGUAAAGAGAAGGAUAUUCAGGCAAUAAGACAGAAGGGAACGUUACAACCACUUUACUUCCACAAAUCAAUGAUUCCUGAUUCACCAUUGGAACCUGAACCCGAAACUCACCCCUACUCAGAACCAACGGUUAUACCUUUAGAUGAUGUUACAGGUAAUCAAGAUAACAUAAGUGAUUUUCGCAAUAUGCCUUGGCCUGAACCUAAAGGCAAUGCACCACCAACAUCCAACAGUAACAUGAAUGUACCAUCAAUAUUUCCUCCUACUAUGGCGCAGUUUCCUACCAGCUUUCCUGGACCACCACAAUUUCCUGGUGGACCUCCAGGAUUUCCAGGGUCUCCGAUGGUGCCUGGUGAGUGGCAAAAUGGAGUCCCACCACAUAUGAUGCCAAAUGGUAUUCCUGGUCCAAUGCCAGGUCCAGGUCUCACUCCGCCGGGACCCAUCCCACCGAAUAAUAUGCCUCCUGGAAUUAUGGUACCGCCGGAAAAUAUGAUGAUGAGUCCAGAUAUGUUUGGUCCCCCCAAUCCUAUGUUUCCUGUGCCACCCGAGGGCUUCAAUAUGCAACAAAAUAUGUUUCCUAUGGACUUUAAUAUGCCAGGGCCACAAGGGCCACAGGGUCCACCUGGCCCAGAAGGAUUUUCCGGCCCAGGAAACUUUCGAGGUGCCAUGCGGGGUCGUGGUGCUGGAGGACAUUGGAGAGACAUAUAUUACUUAAAAAAAUUAAAAGAUUUAAAAGAAAGAUUACUGAAGAAAGAUUAUUCAACUGUGAUAGAAUACAAAUAA
Molecule: messenger RNA, 2937 nt
Organism: Parnassius apollo (apollo)
Lineage: Eukaryota; Metazoa; Arthropoda; Insecta; Lepidoptera; Papilionidae
Source: the annotation of a GenBank genome assembly